CAGAGAAGAAGAGAUAUGGGUGAUAAAGAUGACGGUUUGGGGUUGAGCUUGAGCUUGGGAUGUGCUCAAAAUCAGCCUUCUUUGAAGUUAAAUCUCAUGCCUCUAGCUUCACCACGCAUGCAAAAUAUUCAGGCCAGGAACACUUGGAACGAGCUGUUUCCGUCUUAUGAUCGUCACUUGGAUACGAGGUCAUCCUUUCGAGGAAUAGAUGUGAAUCGGGCUCUCACAACUGUCGAUUACGAGGAGGAAGGCGUGGUAUCGUCGCCGAACAGCACCAUUUCUAGCAUAAGUGUAAAGAGGAACGAGAGAGAUAACGUGGGUGAUGAAACCGAGGCCGAGAGACCUUGCUCUCAGGCUAGCGACGAUGAAAAUGGUGCCACCGGUGAUGCUUCCAGAAAGAAACUCAGGCUUUCCAAGGAACAGUCCUUGUUGCUCGAAGAGACCUUCAAGGAACAUAGCACCCUUAAUCCGAAACAAAAGUUGGCACUGGCAGAAGAAUUGAAUCUGAGGCCUAGGCAAGUGGAGGUCUGGUUCCAGAACAGAAGGGCCAGGACAAAGUUGAAGCAGACGGAAGUUGACUGUGACUAUCUCAAGAGAUGUUGCGAGAAUCUGACCGAGGACAACCGGAGAUUGCAGAAGGAAGUGCAUGAUCUUAGAGCAUUAAAAUUAUCCCCGCAGCUCUACAUGCACAUGAACCCACCCACUACCCUCACUAUGUGCCCGUCUUGCGAGCGCGUGGCAGUUUCUUCUUCGUCAUCGAUGCCAUCCUCUGCGGUACCGGUCUCCUCCACCCCAGCCCCCACUUCAGCAGUUCCGAACCAACAACAGCUGAUGCCUGUUAGUCCUUGGGCAGCAAUGCAGAUUAGGGCAAAGGUGAGAAGCAGAAAUGGAAGGAUGGUGUUAACAUCAAUAGAUUCAUGAAGGAAUAAUAAAGAUAUGGAAAGGUAAGACUUUGUUUUAACCCUUUUAUGAAACUUAUUGGUAAGCUUUUUCCAUGUGAAUUGUUGUCCAAUGAAACAUUGGUCAGAUUCCCAUUUCCAGCUGUUUUCUA
Molecule: messenger RNA, 1051 nt
Organism: Hibiscus syriacus
Lineage: Eukaryota; Viridiplantae; Streptophyta; Magnoliopsida; Malvales; Malvaceae
Product: homeobox-leucine zipper protein HAT3-like
Exons: 6
Coding region: 16-921 (301 amino acids)
Biological process (GO): regulation of DNA-templated transcription
Cellular component (GO): nucleus
Molecular function (GO): DNA-binding transcription factor activity, RNA polymerase II-specific; sequence-specific DNA binding
Source: RefSeq, a predicted model, not a curated record